GAGGGCUCGUGCUUUUCGGGGCUGCGCAGAGAGCUGUCAGUCAGGGAAGAGCCCCAGCCCAGGGUGAUGUCAGUGGAUCAGCUGCUCUAUAACAAAGCGGGGAGAGCCGAGUGUAGGGAGAGAGAGCGGCGACAGAGGCGCUCGCUAGGCUGCGCGGCGGCGCCGGCAGCAGCGGCUCCUUGCCUGCCUGCUCAGCGAGCUGUAGGGGGAGACAACGGCAGGACUAGGCGAGCGCCAAGCCACGGGCACGCUCCCGGGCAGGGCUAGCUAAGCAAGUUGACUCCGGGCCGGCGGACUCUGCCAUGGACAGCGACGAGGAAACGCUGGAAGAGACCGUGGAGGGAGCACUUGAUGAUGAUGGGCUGCCCCAUGGAUUUUGUACAGUCACAUAUUCAUCCACAGACAGAUUUGAGGGAAAUUUUGUGCAUGGAGAGAAGAAUGGUCGUGGCAAGUUUUUCUUUUUUGAUGGAAGUACACUUGAAGGAUAUUAUGUUGAUGAUGCUCUGCAAGGUCAAGGAGUGUACACUUAUGAAGAUGGAGGAGCUCUUCAUGGCUCUUACAUGGAUGGAGAACUGAAUGGGCCAGCCCAAGAAUAUGAUGCCGAUGGACGACUGAUAUUUAAAGGACAAUACAAGGAUAAUAUUCGACAUGGUAUUUGUUGGAUAUACUACCCAGAUCGCGGGUAUCUGGUUGGAGAAGUCAAUGAAGAAGGAGAGAUGACUGGAGAGAAGAUAGCUUACGUGUACCCUGAUGGGAAGACAGCCUAUUAUGGGCACUUCAUUGAUGGUGAAAUGUUAGAAGCAAAAUUGGCAAAUCUUUUAUCCAUAGAAGAAGGAAAGCCACAAUUUGAAGUAGUUCCAGGCAGCCCAGUAUACAGUUUUGAUAAAUCUACUUCAUCCUGCAUUUCUGCAAAUGUUCUUCUUCCUGAUCCUUACGAAUCAGAAAGGGUAUAUGUGGAUACAUCUCUCAUUUCCAGUGCUGGAGAAGGGUUGUUUAGUAAAAUAGCAGCUGAAGCUGGCACAGUGAUGUCCUUUUACAAUGGAAUACGGAUUACGCACCAGGAGGUGGACAACAGGGACUGGGCUUUGAAUGGAAAUACAAUAUCCCUGGAUGAUGAAACAGUCAUAGAUGUACCAGAACCCUACAACCGUGCAGCCAAAUAUUGUGCCUCAUUAGGACACAAGGCAAAUCACUCCUUUACACCUAACUGUCAUUAUGAAUCGUACGUUCAUCCUCGUUUUGGGCUGAUUAAAUGUAUUCGCACUAUUAGGGCUGUUGAAAAGGAUGAAGAAUUAACAGUGGCUUAUGGCUAUGAUCACAAUCCCUCUGGACAAAAUGGGCCAGAAGCACCAGAGUGGUACCGUGUCGAACUGAAGGCCUUCCAAGCUGCCCAGGAAAAGUGAAAUGUGUACAGCUUUCUUCCUCAACAAACUGGAUCUAUGCACUACUUUCAUAUUGAAAAUGGGACAGCCAGAGAUUUUUGUUCCAUGGCUCUUCACUCUUUGUUAGAGAGGGAUUCCUUGCAUACUAACAAAUUUUAACCUUUAGAGCAAUUUUUAAUAAUUUUAAUGAAAGAACUAUUUAACAUGCUAUACAAGACAGUGUGAAUAUGU
Molecule: messenger RNA, 1613 nt
Organism: Heteronotia binoei (common prickly gecko)
Lineage: Eukaryota; Metazoa; Chordata; Lepidosauria; Squamata; Gekkonidae
Gene: SETD7
Product: SET domain containing 7, histone lysine methyltransferase
Exons: 8
Coding region: 303-1403 (366 amino acids)
Biological process (GO): regulation of DNA-templated transcription
Cellular component (GO): chromosome
Molecular function (GO): histone H3K4 monomethyltransferase activity; protein binding
Source: RefSeq, a predicted model, not a curated record